AUGUGCAUCGUACUUUUAACCACCGCCCAUCCCGAUUAUGCGCUCAUCGCCAUCGAUAAUCGGGACGAGUUCAUCCUCAGACCUACAUCCCGACCCCACUGGUGGACUCACAGCACAUCCGGUAGACCAGUCUUGUCAUCCAGGGAUCUCCAACGAGCAGAGAAAGGAACAUGGAUGGGACUCAGCAAAGACGGCCAUCUAGCCGUGCUCACAAACUACCGAGAAACCGACAUCAAGGAUCAGAGCCACCCUAUUCAUGCUGCCAAAAGCCGCGGUGGUAUGGUCACCGCCUGGCUGGGAACGCCACCUGAGGAGAGCCUCAAAGAUAGCGUUCACAAAUUGGUGGAGAACGACGGAGUUAAAGGCGUCGGAGGAUUCUCCAUGGUUUGCGGCAAGCUGAGAAAAAAUACUUCCGGAAUUGCUAUUGUUAGCAACAGAGCCGGCAACGUCAAUGAUGUGCCCAUUAUUGCUAAAGAGCGAGACGAGAUGUGGGGGUUGAGUAACACGGCGUUUGAUGCAACGGGCAAGGAAGAAGAAUGGGCCAAGAUCUCAAUUGGAAAGAAACUUUUCCGCGAAGCCAUUGACAGUUCUGUAUCUGACAAGUCGACCCAGGAGGAUCUGAUUUCCAACCUGUUAGAUGUCCUCACCCACGACACACUACCGAGGAACGAAGACGCCAGUCUGGUCGAGUAUAUCAACGAGCUCAAGAAAAGCGUAUUUAUCCCGUUGAUCGGCGACGAAAAGCAUCGAAAAGCGAUGGAAGCCGCCAUGGCGAAGGGACCCGGCGUGUGGGCGACAGACGACCAAAAAGCAGCCGAAGAACUCAUGUCGGAAGGACGACCGGAUCCAAGCACAACACCCAUCAUGGGCUUCGAGACGGGCAUGUACGGUACGCAGCGUCAGACGGUGGUGUUGGUCGAUUGGGAGGGUAAAGUCACCAUGGUCGAAAGGGCGCUUUGGGACGGCAAUGGCAACGCGGUGCCGAAAGGAGAGGGAGACUUGAAGUUUGAGUUUUCUAUUAAUGGAUGGAAUGAUGAAUCUUGUAAUGGAAUUAUCAAUGGAGUCAAUGGUGAGAGCAAUGGACAUUUGUAA
Fusarium pseudograminearum CS3096 is the source of this 1092-nucleotide messenger RNA. RefSeq lists its product as uncharacterized. Lineage: Eukaryota; Fungi; Ascomycota; Sordariomycetes; Hypocreales; Nectriaceae. Gene Ontology annotation, biological process: Golgi organization; protein secretion. The record is from RefSeq and is a predicted model, not a curated record. Gene Ontology annotation, cellular component: Golgi apparatus. The transcript has a single exon. The coding region runs from base 1 to 1092 and encodes 363 amino acids.